Molecule: messenger RNA, 4065 nt
Organism: Hippoglossus stenolepis (Pacific halibut)
Lineage: Eukaryota; Metazoa; Chordata; Actinopteri; Pleuronectiformes; Pleuronectidae
Gene: micall2b
Product: mical-like 2b
Exons: 17
Coding region: 169-2655 (828 amino acids)
Molecular function (GO): protein binding
Source: RefSeq, a predicted model, not a curated record
AGAGACACACACACACCCUCCCUCACUCUCCUGCUGUGGAAACUUUGUGGAGGCUGCAGCUGGAGGGGGGGUGGGACAGAGGCGGCCGCUCGCUCUCAGCUCCGCGGCGCCGCAGCGCUCUCACUCGGCUCCGGCAGCGGCUCGUGUGCGGCUCGGAGCUCCGCGGGGAUGUCGGCCGUCAAGGCGCUGCAGCAGUGGUGCCGGCUCCGGUGCGAGGGCUACCGGGACGUGGCCAUCACCAACAUGACCACGUCGUUCAGGGACGGCCUGGCUUUCUGCGCCCUCAUCCACAGACACAGACCUGAGCUCAUUGAUUUUGAGUCGCUGAAGAAGGACAAUGUCUACGACAACAACAAACUGGCGUUCAAGGUGGCGGAUGAGGAGUUGGGGAUCCCGGCUCUGCUGGACGCAGAAGACAUGGUGGCCAUGAAGGUUCCCGACCGCCUCAGUAUCCUGACGUACGUCUCGCAGUACUACAACUACUUCCAUGGACGCUCCCCGAUCGGUGGUUUGGGAGGCAUUAAGCGUCCGGCCGAGGGCCCCACAGAUGAACCCUCUGGAAAGAAGAACCAGGCGGUGGUGGCGAAGGUGUUCCCCUCAUCCAAGCCUGCCAGAGAGAACAGCCCUCCCCGCUCCUCCAACUUCACCAGGCCUCCUCCCUCCCCAAAACCAAACAGAAACGUCACAAAGGACGUCCCAGUGGAGCGAUCCCAUCAAACAGGAACCCUGAGUAACAAGUGUGCGUCCUGUAACAAGCACGUUCACUUGGUGCAGCGACACCUAGUGGAAGGGAAGCUCUACCACAGGAGCUGUGCAAAGUCUCUGUCUUCUGCAAACACAUUGACAGCUCUCAGAGAUUUACCCACAAACACCCCUGUGUCCAAAUUCACUCCUCUACCCGACAUGACUAAAACCAGCAUAACCACUCCUCCCCAAACCUCCUCCAGACUGGGGCCAUCGUGGCUGAUGGAGAAACCCAGCCCUCCUGCCACCUUCUCCACCACGGUUUCCCCCUCGUCUCCUGCCCGGCCUCGUUCAGGCGUCUCUCCCGCUUCUAAAGAAACUCCCACGCCGCCUGUCUCCAAACCCGCAGCUCCACGGACUACGGGUGAAUCUAACUUCACUACAACCACCUCCAUCAGCCCCAGGCCUGUUGCUGCCCCCCGCACCUCCACCACAGCAGCCAAGACGGUGCAGUCCAGGUUCAAGUUCUUCCAGUCCCACAGCAACACUGGCAACGAAGAGAAAAAGACCACAACCAUCAACGUGGACAUAGAUAAACCAGCGAACGUGAGCAGUAAAGUCCAGGAGGCCGCGGCAGCUCAGGCUGUGACUGUGGUUGUAAAUAUCGGUGGUGGUGGUGGUGGUGCCGGCAAAAAGGAAACAACUCCAAACCUGGAUAAACGUGGAGACAGAGCGAAAGCAGCAGGUGGAGGAGGAAAGGUGAGUUCGAAACCAGAAGACGGUGAAAGUGACAAGACGAAAGCUGCAGGUGGAGGAGGAAAAGUGAGUUCGAAACCAGAAGACGGUGAAAGUGACAAGACGAAAGCUGCAGCAGCAGCUUUCAUCUCCAAGAAACUGACCGAGGAGAACAACAACAACAGCAGCAGCAGCAAACCAACAUGGACGAGCGCAUUGCUGAAGAAACCCGACAAACCUGCUCAGGUCGAGACUCCUAAGAAGGAGACGGGGGGAGUCAGAGGGAGGGUGAAGCUGAGAGCCAACCCGUCGCUCCUCGCUGACCUGAUGCCUGUGGACCCCCCGACCUUGGCCCCGACCUCUACCCCGACCUCUACCCUGACCCCGGCCACCAGGGGCGGACUGAGAGCCAGAACUCCAGAGAGAGGGGACCCGAAGCCUCGCAGCCCGUCCCCCAACCCCUCAGCGUCAGAGAACGAGUCUCCUGCAGACUGGAGGUCGAAGCUCAAACCCGUCGCCAAAGACACGAAACCUGCUGCUCCUCCACCGUGGGCGAACGGAGCUGGAAAGCCCCAGAACUCAGAGCCCUCUGUUGGGCCUCCCUCUCAUGGUUCUACCCCGAGGAUUUCUGUCACCUCACCUCCAUCGAAGGGAUUUCAGAAUCUUCCGAGAGAACAAACUGCAAACGGCACCGAGUCGGAGUCAAAGACUUCGAAGAUGAAGCCAGACUACAUUCCUAAAGAGGACAUCAUAAAGGAGCUUCAGAACAUUGAAGACAGCUUGAACGAGUUGGAGAAAAGAGGAGUGGAGCUGGAGGUGAAGCUUCGCAGCAGCGAGGAAGAGGGUGAAGAUGAUGAGGUCAUGGUCGAGUGGUUCAACUUGAUCAGGAACAAGCAGGUGGCCAUGCGCCGGGAGUCUGAACUGGUUUACGUAGGAAAAACUCAGGACCUGGAGGAGCAGCAGCCCAGUGUUGAGCUGGAGCUCAGGAGACUGAUGGAGAAACCAGACCGUCUGAAAACAGCCUCGGACAGAAAGAGGGAGCAGGAGCUGAUGGAGAAGCUGGUGGAGAUCGUCAACGACAGAAACGCCAUCGUGGACGGUCUGGACGAGGACAGACUCCGGGAGGACGAGGAGGACGAGGAGCUAAACAAGAUGAUGAUGAAUUUCAACGUAAAGAAGGACAAACCAAAGAAGAAGACCAAACUGUUCAGCUGGGGCACCAAGAAGGAGGGAUGACGCUCCUCAAAGGUUCUGUCUGUGAUGUCUCGUGUUAUCGUCUUAAUGUCAGUGAUUCAGGGGAUACUGUCAGUCGCUCUGUCAUGUUCAGUGCUUUUAGAAUCCUUCAAGAUCUGACGUUCACACACACACACACACACACAUACAUGGAUAAUGUUGAGGGGUUAAUGACUCACCAGUCGGGUUCAGUGCUCCGGUUGUUAGUUUUAAUCCCCUUCUCGUCUUAAUCUGUUUACUUAACGCUCACACACACACACACACACACACACACACACACACACACACACACACACACACACACACACACACACACACACACACAAACACACACACACCCUCUGAACGUCUCGGUACUUAUUGAAAUGUUGCCUGUGUACAGUCACACUGAUGCUAAUGGGAGUUAAUAGGGAACAGGCGUCAUGGCGGAGGUCGGGCCUCGUGUCCCUCAGGUCCACGCUCUGACCCUGGUGUUGUUGCUCACGUCAAACUACAUUUCUCCUUUAACCACGAGUGUGUUUCACUGUGAAUGUUUCGGGACAAACACGACACUCGGCCAAUAACCAGUCUGUGUCGGGCGCUGACCUUUGACGAGCUCUUUUUAAACUGGAUCGUUAUUUUGUACGAGGGGAUUUUCUAGACGUCAUGUUUCCCUACCUGGUGGUUGAGACCUUUUUUCACAGCCUUUCCUUCGUUUUGUAAAUGACGACACGAUUUUACAUGUACAAAUAUUCAGACAGAGAAAGAAGGGAAGUCUAAGGAGACAUAAUCUUUCUAUCCAAAUCCAAAAUGUGUCUUGAUAAAUCUCUGUAACUAUUUGAGAUCUGUAAAAACGGCCUGUACCUUUCUUAUUGCUCAUGUGGUGUCGGAAUAAUCAGAAGAAUUAGUAAAAGCAACUCUUCAACAUACAUUUAAACACAAUAUAAUGACGAGUUGUUACUGAAACGUGUGUAAGAAAGUCACUGGAAAUCAGGCUCUGCUCUUUUCUGCUCUUUUCUUUUUGCUUUGUCACUUUCUCACGUGUUGUUCUUAAAUGUUUCCAUGUUUGAGAAAACGCAGGAUUCCAGUCUGGGUCAGGAGUUUUAAUAAGUUUUAAUCUUAACUAAAUGGGAGAACUGGUCCAUAUUGGAUUUGAACAUGUGUCAAAUAUUUCUGAGCUUAAAUGAUCUGUUUAAUGUUUUCAUGAUGUGUAUCUUUGACCAAACUGCUCACUUUAAACAUAAUUAGUUGCUUCUUAAUGAAAUGUAAUGUUGUACAUAUGGUAAAAAGAUCUUGACCUCUUUAUAUUUGUCAGAUGUGAAUAUUGUAAAAAGUUUGUUCUAACAAUAAUCUUUUAAUUAAAUGGAGAAACUGACCUGGAUUUUAAAUGAAUCGCUUUAAUAAAUUUGCAUCAUGUUGCUCUAUAUCAUAAAA